AUGGCAUACGUCCUCGACAACACGAAGGUAGAGGGUGUCGCUGCCCCGAUACUGCCUUCUGUCAUGCAAAACUGGACGAAUCCCGGCAACGACACCGGCCACUGGGGAGACAUGACGAAUAACAACCGGGACUUGGCGACGCAGUUUGUGAUUAGUAUUUCUUUGGGUGUGGUCGCUUUUUUCUCGUUUUGUUUCCUCCGGCCUAAAUGGGCCGAGCUCUAUGCUGCGAGACGGAGGCGACGAACUGCCGCUUCCUCGUUGCCUGAUCUUCCAGAUACGCUGUUCGGUUGGAUCCCGGUUUUGUAUAGAAUCAACGAUGAGCAGGUUCUCGAUUCUGCAGGGCUGGAUGCUUAUGCGUUUCUCUCGUUCUUCAAAUUCGCCCUCCGAUUUUUGUCUGCAACAUUUGUAUUCGCCGCAACUAUCAUCAGUCCGCUACAUCUGCGAUAUCUUGGUAGAACGGGAAUCCCCGGGGUGGACCGCCCUCCCAAUGAUGACGAUGACACAUUGAAGAAAGAUCCCACAUACCUGUGGAUAUACGUCAUCUUUCCUUACUUGUUUACUGGCAUAGCCAUCUACCUGCUUAUCCAGCAGACAGACAAGAUCAUUCAAAUACGGCAGAAAUACUUGGGCAGCCAAACAUCGACAACAGACCGCACAAUCCGGCUGGCGGGCAUUCCACCAGAACUGCGAUCGGAAGAAGCAAUCAAAGAAUACAUUGAAAGCAUGCAAAUUGGAAACGUGGAGACUGUCUCGCUGUGUCGAAAUUGGCAUGAGCUGGAUACGUUGAUGGACGAACGCAAGAAGAUACUACGACAGCUAGAGCGAGCAUGGACGAAGCAUCUUGGAUACAAGCAGAAUAAAAGGUACCACGAUACACUACCCUUGGUACGGGCAGCGCGUGUCAGGUCGCCGAGUUUUGGGUCUGAGGCGGGAACGGAGAACUCGCAGCUUCUUGGAAGCGAAAAUGGAAGGGUGCCUACCAGGACCACUGAGGAUGGACGCCCAAAACAUCGGAUGUGGUAUGGCCCGUUGAAGCUGCGGUACAAAAAGAUCGACUCCAUCGAUUAUUAUGAGGAAAAGCUGCGUCUCACGGAUGAGAGAAUUGUAGCAGCUCGACAGAAAGACUAUGCUACCAGUGGCCUCGCGUUUGUCACAAUGGAGUCGACUGCAGCUUGCCAGAUUGCUGUCCAGGCGAUUCUCGAUCCCAACCCUAUGCAAAUGGCAGCAACGCUUGCGCCUGCUCCGGCGGAUGUCGUUUGGAAAAACACGUAUAUUUCACGCUCCAACCGGGUCUACCGGUCGUGGACCAUCACCGCAGUGAUUGGCUUUUUGACCGUAUUCUGGUCUGUUCUCUUGCUGCCUUUUGUUUCUCUGUUGAACUUGAGAACUCUGCAUGAAGUCAUUCCUGGGCUAGCAGAUGCUUUGGCACGCCAUCCACUUGUGGGGUCUUUGGUGCAGACUUCGUUGCCAACUCUGUUUUGGUCCUCGCUGACUGUGGUCGUACCAUAUCUAUAUAGCUGGCUCUCUGACCUCCAGGGUAUGACGUCUCGCGGGGACAUGGAACUGUCCCUGAUUUCGAAAAACUUUUUCUUUUCCUUUUUCAACCUGUUUUUGAUCUUCACAGUGCUCGGUUCGGGUUCGAAUUUCUGGGAUUUGCUCAAACAAAUUCAAGAUACGUUCAAGGAUGCAACCACAAUCGCCUUUGCACUUGCAAACUCACUGGAAGGUCUUUCUCGCUUUUACAUCAACCUGAUUAUUCUCCAGGGGCUCGGUCUGUUUCCCUUCCGGCUGCUCGAGUUCGGCAGCGUGAUCAUGUACCCGAUCAACGUCUUGUCGGCGAAGACGCCUCGUGAGUAUGCGGAACUUUCGACGCCGCCCAUGUUUCGCUACGGAUUCUCUAUUCCGCAGACGAUUCUUAUUCUCGUCAUCUGUAUUGUGUACAGCGUGUUUCCAAGCUCGUGGCUGAUCUGCCUCUGCGGGCUGAUAUAUUUCUUCCUUGGACAUUUGAUCUACAAGUACCAACUGCUGUAUGCCAUGGACCACCAGCAGCACUCGACGGGGCGAGCAUGGCCGAUGAUCUGCAGUCGCGUUCUCUUGGGGCUGGUAUUUUUCCAGCUUGCCGUCAUCGGAUCCCUAGCCCUGCGCCAAGCAGUGACCAAAUCAUUGCUCCUUGUGCCUCUCAUGGGGGGCACAGUCUGGUUCAUCUACUAUUUCGCGCGAACGUACGAACCGCUGAUGAAAUUUAUCGCGCUGCGCAGUAUUGACCAAGACCGGCCAAACGACUCUGAGAACGCACUUACUUCGCCGACGCUCGUGUCCCCUCCCUCUGGUCUCGACCGCGACUCGCUGCCUGUACUGAUUGGCGGGCGCGAGAUUGGCAUGCGGUUGAAAAAGUACGUGAACCCGAAUCUCACGGUUCCUUUGGACGGGGCGUGGAUUCCGAGUAGUGACGGGUCGAUUAUGAUUCGGCCGGGGGCGUAUGGAGAUGAAACUACAGAAUAA
Messenger RNA from Talaromyces rugulosus, 2502 nucleotides. RefSeq lists its product as uncharacterized. Lineage: Eukaryota; Fungi; Ascomycota; Eurotiomycetes; Eurotiales; Trichocomaceae. The record is from RefSeq and is a predicted model, not a curated record. Gene Ontology annotation, cellular component: plasma membrane. The transcript has 4 exons. Gene Ontology annotation, molecular function: calcium-activated cation channel activity. The coding region runs from base 1 to 2502 and encodes 833 amino acids.